AUGCAGAAGUAUCGCUCGGAGGCAUCUUUAGUGGUGCAGUACUCUGUGGAUUUGUCUCCUGGAGGGAAGCAUCUUCGCGUGUGGCAGCUGGGUUUCCGCACUGAUUUCGGCUUGGCAGGAAUGGUUGACCCGUUCGACAUGGUCGGCCUCAUUGAAUUGGUUUUGGCCCAUGGGUUUCGCACAGAUCCCAAUUACCCAGGGGUCGAGAAGCUCAACAUUGUGAAGCCGAUGCCUGCAUGGUUGGAGACCCCCUACAAGCCGUUGCCAGUCCUGGAUCCCAACGGUGGUUGGCUUACUAGUCUGAUGUGUGUGGAGUGCUUGAUGUUGGUAGCUUUCAGCCCAGUGCCAGGCACAGUGUCAACAGCAACCGUGUUUGCGCUGACACAAGGUGGUGAUGAGCAAAUUGCUCCGUUUUCGAUCGCCUACGUGAAGGGGUGGCGACGUGCUUUGGCUUGCUUGAUUUGCUGUGAGGGAGUUCGCAGCCUUGGGCUCUCCACUGACGAGCUCACUUCGGACUUCAAGGCAUCACUUCAACUGAUCCAUGGAAGCGUCUGCAAGUUCUCAACCUCCAAAGAAGCAGUUUUCGCAUCCAGAGGAGCUACUCUGUCACAAACAUCAACCAGACGACCGCCGAACGCAAUGAAUUUCAUGCGCCAGCUGGAGAUCUUGAAGAAGAGUGGUGAAACUGCAGAGUGGGACAAUGCUGCUGCAGUGGCACGUGCUUUUAGCAUCGGUCCCAAGGAGAGUGCUGCAGUGUCAAACCUUCAAGCCCAUGUGAGCCCCACUGUCACAGAGCUUCUCAAAGAGGCGACCAGGGGUCGUGGGAUGCGUCUAUGGAUCACACAUGACAUGCUGGCGCGUGAGAUGUUCAAUUUGACUUGGAGCAGUGGACAGUCUGGCCCGCUCUGUGCUUGGGUGGUUGAGCUGACAAACAAACCGGAUGACAAAUUGGCUAGGUUGUUCAUCAGGCGCCUCACAAGUGACUGGGACCGGCAGCCUGCUGGAAUGAAGCAGUGUUGGACGUACAAGACCGCUCUCCCAGUCCAUGCCGCUUGUGGCGGUUUUUUGGCGAUCAUGGAUCGUUUGCAGAGCUCCAUCCCUCAGGCGGACUUUCAGAGCGUGGAGCAGCAAAUCUGUGAUCAGUUUGCGGUGGGUAUUUUGGAUGGUGACAUACUUCACUUCCUGGAGAGCACAGUUCCCCCAGCGGAUCUCAAGCAGGUGACCUUUGUCAGGAACACCAUCACAACGGUGGAGAAUCGAGCCCAACGCGAUGCAGAAGAACAAGAACGACUCCUUGCAGAAAAAGUCGCGGCAGCCACUGCCGACCAAGUGAAGAGGGGACAGGAUUUUACCAAAGAUUUCAUGGAGAAGCGAUGCAAACUGGUUUAUGCAGAUGUCGCUGACCCAAUGAAGGGAAAUUUCUUCCCUGAGAUUGCAAAGUUCGUCGCCAGGGCCGUGGUGAAGCACCGCCGGCUGCUGGAGGACCAGCUCAUGAAUGCAUCGCUGGAUGUGUUGUGGCCUGUCACUUUGUCCUUCGACAAAUCCCAGUUGUCAGCGGGAGACAAACGUGCGCCAUGGCAUCCUUGCUUGUUUGUCACCGCAAGCUGUCAUGAAACGUCUCCAUGGCAAGACAGUCACGCUGCCCAGACUCGAACAAUUGGUCCAUGUCCCCUGAUCCGGGUGGCUGACAUGCUGGGCUUUGAUGAAACUAUGAAGGGUGUUCCAGCACAUGCGGCCAUUCUUACUUCCUACCUUCGUGGGCUCAGCUUUGGCGAUGGGGAUGUAGUUGUGGUGGCUGAUGUGCUUCCCAACAGGCAUGCUGAAUUUGGAAGAGCAGCGUUGGAAAGGAUGCUAGAUGGGAGCGGAGCCACACCUCAGAUGUACUACGUUGGCUGCUUGAGGCCUGAUCAGGGCGACGUGAAGAUUGCCAUGGAGAAGGUGGUUUACGAUGACUGGGACCGUUCGCCAACGGCCCCGGCCAGAUCAAGACCAGUGGAGCCACAGCCUGAUCCGAACCUGCUGCUGUUGACUUGGUCCAACAAUUCAGCUUCCUUUCCGGAUUCUGUUCUCCAGAAAUUUCCUGAAGGGACGACGGCCCGUGCAGAGAUUCUGGAGCUCAAGCGGGCCUUUAUCGAGGAGUUUGGUGAAAGCAUGACCAGUACCAAUCAAACCAGUCCAGGCAGUCAGCCGGCAUUGAGGAGGGCCACGGGCCGGCCUGACUUCAGCAUCGAUGGGGGCGCAAAACCGCUUGACCUCGCCAGAGAUUUGAAUCUUCCACUGGUUGCGAGCAGUGACUUUUCUGUGCAGAGGAAGGGCUAUUGUGCCAGCAGCCGCAACAAGCCUGCUGUGGUGAUCGGGGAGGACUACUCUAUGUGGAUCGGGAAUGAAACCACUGAGGAGCUGAAGCUGGAAUGUAGCGAGAUUUGCGGUUUCAACCUUGGUGCCUAUGAGGAGAAAGCUGUCACAGGUUUGGGUGAGUCGGAGCUCUCGGGCAUUUGCUUUCGCUUCCCGAAUGAUUUGGCAUUGGUUUCGCACGAGAGGAAGUGCAUGAGCUUGGCUGAGUAUAGCCACAUUUGCUGCACAGUUCAUGGGGUCGCAAGUUUUGAGCUGGCGAACCAUUUGAUGGUGCAAAAGCAGUACCCGCCUGCAUCUCGGUUUGAAGAACAAACCAAGCCAUUCUGGGCGGAGCAGGGACAAGAAGGAUUGCCCGUGCCGUAUAGAUUCCAGGUCAGCCCGGCUGCAAAUGGCAAGUGCAACGUGUUCAAGCCGAAUGUGAUCUCGAGCGACAGUGGUGCCGUCAGGCAUGCAACCAUUGGCGCUUUGUAUGUUGGGCACAUGGACAAGCUUCCGAAGACACAGUCUGCAUGCACCGUUUGGGAGGUGCAGCUGCAGACCGGAUCAGGCACAGCCCGAAUCAUUGGCUUGAAGCCCAAGAUUUUCCUGACAGGAGCAUUGACGUUGCCUCCCAACACUUGGGCAAAAGUGUCCUGA
Cladocopium goreaui is the source of this 2991-nucleotide messenger RNA. Lineage: Eukaryota; Dinophyceae; Suessiales; Symbiodiniaceae. The record is from the annotation of a GenBank genome assembly.